CAGGGCCCGGGUUCCUGUAGGAGGGAAGGGGCGGAUCUGAGAGUUGCCUCAGGCUGGCAUGGCGAAGAGUCAAGUCAGAGAAGAGCCGGCCCUGGGGUGUCAGACCACAUUGAAAAAACUACAAGGCACUCAGGUCGCAAAAUCAAUCUGUUCCAAAGCAAAACCUUAUGCUUCUGUUAAAGAUGUUACAGCAAAUAACAAGGCUUCUUCAGAUGACCUGUUUUCGAUAGAAAAGUUGGAUGGAUGUAGGAAUGGCAACACAUUAGACCUACAUGGAAAAGGAAUUAAAAAGCUACAGAAGUUUGAAAAGUUGCCUGGAAUAAAAACUUUGGACCUGUCCUGUAAUUCAAUAGAAGAAAUUGAGUAUUUGGACAAUAAUAAUGAAAUUACAGAGCUUAAACUAUAUGGUAAUAAUAUCAGGAAAAUUAAGAAUCUGGACAGGUUGCAAGAGCUUCAAGUUCUCCAGUUGCAGUUUAAUAAUAUCACAAGUUUAAGGAAAGGUCUCCUCAGACUCCGUAAAUUACAGCGAUUGAGGCUGGACAGCAACCGCUUGAUCUGUGUGGAAUCCCGAGAGCUUUCAGGACUAUACCAACUGACGGCUUUGGAUAUCAGUCAUAACCAGUUAACUGACAUCACUGCUGUGAAUAUGUUGCCCUGCCUUGAGGAGUUACUUGCUUCCAAUAACAAGUUGUGUGGAGUUAUUGAUCUCGGCAAGUGUAACAAGUGUGCACCUGAGGCUGGCGGCUGCAUCAUUUCUCCUUCCAAUUGCUUGUGUUUAAAUGAGUAUGCUGUGCUGUGCGGGUAUUAUAGUGCUUUGACUGGCUCUGCAGACACGGUCCUGUACGAGCAAAGUAUUCACACAAAUUGA
Rhincodon typus (whale shark) is the source of this 868-nucleotide messenger RNA. RefSeq names its product protein phosphatase 1 regulatory subunit 7-like. Gene Ontology annotation, molecular function: protein binding. The coding region runs from base 59 to 868 and encodes 269 amino acids. The record is from RefSeq and is a predicted model, not a curated record. The transcript is spliced from 8 exons. NCBI's taxonomy places the organism in Eukaryota, Metazoa, Chordata, Chondrichthyes, Orectolobiformes, Rhincodontidae.